Mytilus californianus (California mussel) is the source of this 4708-nucleotide messenger RNA. RefSeq lists its product as uncharacterized. Gene Ontology annotation, molecular function: protein binding. NCBI's taxonomy places the organism in Eukaryota, Metazoa, Mollusca, Bivalvia, Mytilida, Mytilidae. The transcript has 28 exons. Bases 138 to 3032 code for a protein of 964 amino acids. The record is from RefSeq and is a predicted model, not a curated record.
UGUUUUGGUUAUUUCGAAACUGUUUUCUGUAUAAAAAUAUGUCUUAUUUUAAAGAAAUGUUGGGAAAUCUUUACUGCACACAGAACGACAACGAGCAAAGACAGAUAUCUGAUAGGAAUUGCAGCAUUUGAUUAUUCAUGGCAACUUCAAAGCCAUCACAUUCUCAGAUAUCCAGUCGAGUAGACCAGUAUGAGAGACUUAGCAAUACACAUUCCUACUUACCAAACAGAGGUAACAAUAGCAGGCAGAGUGGUCAGCAGGUCACUGGCAGACAGUCACAAUCAUGGUCACAUGACAGGCUGAGCCAUCACAGACCUGAGAAUCAGAAUGAUAUGCUUUCAGGCGAUAGAAUUGAAGAGGCUAGAUUACAGUCAAUGCAUAUACCUAUACAUGCUGCUGCUUAUGAAGGGAAUGUUGAACGUUUGGAAGCACUAAUAAAUACAGGAGUUAAUAUCAACUUUCAAGCAAUUCGUCACAAAUAUAAAGUAACACCAUUAAUGAUAGCAGCUAGCAGAGGUCUUUUGGAAGUUGUGAGGUUGCUGAUACAGAAAGGAGCUGAAAUAGACAAGUUAGACAAUUUUAAGAGACCAGCUUUGAUGUAUGCUGUAUUCAGUGGUAGUCUGCCUGUUGUAUAUUAUCUUAUACUACAUGGAUCUGAUGUGAACCAUGUGGACAGUUCUGGAUAUGCCCCAAUACAUUACACUGCAAUAAGUGGACAUCUUCAGAUUUUAAAGUUACUAUUCCAUGAAGGAGGUGCUAAUAAAACUAUUCCUAGUCAGAACAAUAUGGGUAGUCCACUAAUGAUUGCAAGGAUGAGAGGUCACCAAGAUAUAGUAGAUUUUCUUAUGAAUGAUGAUGCAUCUGACAGAAACCCUACAACAAAUAGGGUUCUGCCUAGUGCUCCUCCCAUUGACAAUGGAAUUUCACAUGGUCAGGUUGAAGAAAAUGUGCCAGGUAUAACAAGACCAAGUGCACCACCUUAUUCAGAAGUAUCACAGACAUCACCAACUGCACCAGUCCUUGAUGAUAUUACAGCAUCAAACUUGCCAACAUAUGAUGAAGUUGUUUCUCCUGGAAUGCCACAGGGUGCAUGUGGUGGUCAGAAUAUACAAACUAACAGUUUAUUUGUCCCUGGUGAUUUGCCACCACCCCCUUCAUACCAGGAAGUAAUAACAAACAAAGUAACUUAUGGCAUAACUCCUUGGAUCAGCGAAGAAGGAUCUAAUUCAUUACAUAAUGUCCAGAUACAGGAAAGAUUUGAUAGGUUUAUGAGAAGAUUUGAUGAGUUGAUGAAUUUUGUAGCCAGUAUGUCAAGUGAAAUAGAAGCUGACUUCAUCCCUACAGACUUAAAUGUAGCUGAAAGAUUAGUUAAAACACAUUUUGACAGAAAGGUGAAGAUAGAGGUGAAUUUUCACAGAUUCAAAGAAAAUCAUAAUGAAUUUAUCACCAAUGGUAGAUGUAAUUUAGAUGAUAUAAAAGAUAAACUGAAGGCUGUUGCAGAAGAAGAGAAUACUAUAAUGAAAAUGUUUACAGUUUACAUGUAUGAAUAUGAUAUUUGUGUGAAAUGUCACAGACUAUGGAUAACAAUUGAUACCUUACUAGAUAAGGCAGUAGCAUUCAAGGACUUAUUUACCUCUAUAGUUCUAAGUGAAACAGGUAAUGCAUUAAUGGGCCAGAGACAACAGAUAGCUGAACUUGAUGAAAAUCUUAGUUCAUUAAAAGAAGAAGAAAAGAUAGUAAAUGAAGAUUUUCAACGCAUAAACCGAAUCCAUUCUUUGGAUUAUGAAUCUAGAAAAAUCGACUUUGAGGUGUUGUCAUCACAAAUAAGUAGUCAGCUUCAUCAGGUAGCUGACUAUUUUGAAAAUCUACAGAAGAAAUUCAAAGAUAAGCAAUUGCUGUUUGAAACCAAAAUAAAAUCAUUCACUCAAAAUAAGACAUGGGUUCAUGGAUAUUUCUGCAGCACUGCUGAAACUGGUAUUUGUAGUCAAAUUCAGAUAUGCAUUGAUAGUGGUGUUAAUAUUAAUUUACAAAAUCAGAAGGGGAUGACAGCAUUACAUAUAGCAGCAUCAAAAGGUCAUAUUAAUUUUGUCAGAGAACUUUUGGAUCGAGGAGCUGACAUCAACUCAGAAACAACGUUUGGUUCUUCAGUGUUGUGUGAGGCUUCAAAACAAAAACAGAUAAAUGUGGUCAAACUUUUAAUAGAUAGAGGAGCUGAAAUUAAAGCAAAAUAUAAAAUGACUGGAAAAUCAGCUUUACAUAUAGCUUGCCUGAACGGAUACUGGGAUAUUGUGAAAUUAAUGGUGGAAAAAGAUAAAUCAGUCAUAAAUGAUGCACCAAUUAAUGGCAAUCCACCUUUACAUUAUGCAGCUGAAGAAGGAAAUAUAACUAUGGUGAAUUAUUUGCUUGAUCAUGGUGCAGACGAAAAUUUACUGAAAAAUAUGAAUGGUGAAUUUCCUUACAAGGAGGAUAUUGUUAAUUGUUUAUGUAUCGAUCAGUCAGAAGAUGAGGAUGAUGCUAAUUAUGAUGGUGCAAGAGGAACCUCUUUAGCCAAUGAUAGAAAUCCCCAUCAAAGUUCAAAAGGUGCAGUGGGGCAAACACAACCUUUAUCUACACCUCUAAGUUCCAGUCCUCUGAAAUCAGAACAAGUGAUUCAUAAAGGAAUACUACAAAGAAAACAUGAUAUGAAAAGUAAAACUGUGAAAUCUUUUGCAAGGAAAUGGGUUCCAAUGUAUGGUACACUAAGAGGACAUGAGAUGUAUUGCAGGUCUUAUGAGAUUGGUGACUUAGGAAUAUAUGAAAAACUGAAAUUACCUCAGCAUCCAGUAAUAUCAUUGAUUAAUGCUGAAGUACAUCAUGUAGAUAAUUAUAAGAGGAAAAAAUAUGUGUUCAGAAUUCUACUGCAAAAUGGUGGCUCAUUCUUGUUUAAGACGCAUAGUCUGGAUAAUAUGAAAUUAUGGUUGGAAAAAAUUCAGGAAGCUAUCUAUCAUGAACCAACAGUGGACAGCAUAAAAUUACAACCAAACAAGAAUUAACAUUCUGAAGGACAGAAAGGUCAAGGAGGGAUUAUAACAAUAUAAUAUCAUAUCAGUGAUAGAGUGAUGACAAGAGCAGAUCCAACCCAGACAUGAAUUAACAUUGUGAAGGACGGAUAGGUCAAGGAGGGCUUUCAACAAUAUAAUAUCAUAUCAGUGAUGGAAGGAUGACAAGAGCAGAUCUUAUACAGACACAAUUUAACAUUAUGAAGGACAGAAGGUCAAGGAGAGAUAAUAACAAUAUAAUAUCAUUUCAGUGAUAAAAUGAUGAAAAGAGCAGAUCUUUGCAUAUCCUGGUCAACAUUUUACUGUAUGUGUUAUUUGAAGAAUUAUUUGGUAGUGUUUAAGUUUAGCUUGUAACACAAUCAUAUUAGAUGUAAGAUGUCUUACAUUUAGCAAUUAGUAGUAAAUCAUUGGCAAUAAAUAAUGAUACAUUAUUGAGUGAGUGAGUUGGAUGUAUUUAAUAUUCUACACUACAAUUCAAUGCUCCAAGUUGUACAGAAACACUUUAUUAUUAUCAUAACAUUUGUAUCAGGGAAUGUACAAGGAAGUGUAUCUUGACUGUAUGAUGCUUGUUGUUGUUCGUCUUUGUAUGUUUAUUAUUUCUCGAGGGAGUGGGUUGUUGUGGGGGGGGGGGGGGGGGUCUCAAUGUACAAAUUUGGGUUCAGACGUCCAGCUGGGAUUUAAAACCCACCACCAUUCAUAUAUUGAUUUAUGCAAAAAUCCCUACCAAUUCAUAUAUAUCAUAGGAAUAUCACAACCCAUUUAAAAAAUUUCCCAUCUAUUCUUAUGAGACGUUAAUCACAUGGGAUCAUUCAUAGUAUUCGACAAAAUGAUCAGAACACACAUCUUAACAGAAGAAGAACAUUUAUGACCCAUUGACAUAAAUUUCCAGCCAUUGUUAUACUACCUCCGUGAAAUACACCCUAUUGAUAUAUUUGACAUUUCAAAAAAGAGACCCAUACCAGCGGCACAUCUGUGUAUACCUUUGUAUAGGAAGAGCCCCCCCCCCCCCUCGUGGUGGUUGUACUGUCCAAUAUUUUUAUACAACCUGUUAUCAUUUUUAUGUAUAACUUAUUUUUCUGUAGAUCAAUUUUCUGUGACAUUGUAUCAGUAAUAAGGAACGGGAAUACUUUUUUUCUUAUCAUUUUAAAAUUUUUUAUUAUGUUUAUAUAUUUGCAAUUUUUCUCUGCUGGACGAUUUUUAACUAACUUUGUCAUACUAAUAGAGGAAAAGCAGAUGAAAAAUGUACUUUUUAUACAUAAAACUCAAUAUAUCUGUGAUAUUUACAUUGUACUAAUACUUUAUUUUCUUGUUGAAUUGUUUUUUAGAAUGUAAUUUAUGAUAUAUUUUUUGAUAAAUGUUUGUUUUUAAUGAUGUCUUUACCUUUUACAAAAAGAAAUCGUGGAAAAUUGUUUUUCUUCAUAUUUUACAAAAUUUGCAUAAAAAAGGUAGUUCACCUCACCUCACUUCAGUGAAAUUUUCCUGGAAAUUGAUAAAUUUUAGGAUUCCAAAAUUUUGCAUCUCACACCAGAUAUCUGAUAUUCACCUACUUGCAUUUUUUAAAGUUUUCAAUUGUUUUUUUAUAAUAUUAUUAAUGAUACACAUGCAUUAUUUUGAUUAAAGUUUGUUAUUAAUGAUGCUUUUACUUUUUAAAAAUAAAAUCAUAGAAAGUU